GACUUGGGAGAUGUCUGCGGCGGCACCUGCGGAGCUCUCGGGUCCUCCCGGAAACUUUGACAAGCGGCUCCUGGUGACCGGAGGUGCUGGCUUCAUUGCAUCACAUGUGAUUGUUUCUUUAGUAGAAGAUUAUCCAAAUUACAUGAUCAUUAAUCUAGACAAGCUGGAUUAUUGUGCAAGUUUGAAGAAUCUUGAAACUAUUUCUACCAAACAAAAUUAUAAAUUUAUACAGGGUGACAUAUGUGAUUCUCACUUCGUGAAGCUGCUUUUUGAAACACAGAAAAUAGAUAUAGUCCUUCAUUUCGCUGCACAGACACAUGUAGAUCUUUCAUUUGUACGUGCAUUUGAGUUUACAUAUGUUAAUGUUUAUGGCACUCACGUCUUGGUGAGUGCAGCUUAUGAAGCCCAUGUGGAGAAAUUCAUUUAUGUCAGCACAGAUGAAGUGUAUGGAGGCAGUCUGGAUAAGGAAUUUGAUGAGUCUUCACCUAAACAACCUACAAAUCCUUACGCAUCAUCUAAGGCAGCUGCUGAGUGCUUUGUACAGUCCUACUGGGAACGGUACAAGUUUCCAGUCGUGAUUACAAGAAGCAGUAAUGUUUAUGGGCCACAUCAGUAUCCAGAAAAGGUUAUUCCAAAAUUUAUAUCUUUACUACAACACAACAGGAAAUGCUGCAUUCAUGGAUCGGGGCUUCAAACAAGAAAUUUUCUUUAUGCUACUGAUGUGGUAGAAGCGUUUCUCACUGUCCUCAAAAAGGGGAAACCAGGUGAAAUUUAUAACAUUGGAACCAAUUUUGAAAUGUCAGUUGUACAGCUUGCUAAAGAACUAAUACAAAUGAUCAAAGAGACUAGUUCAGAAUCUGAAAUGGAAAACUGGGUUGAUUAUGUUAAUGAUAGACCAACGAAUGACAUGAGAUACCCAAUGAAGUCAGAAAAAAUGCAUGGUUUAGGAUGGAGACCUAAGGUUCCUUGGGAAGAAGGAAUUAAGAAAACAAUUGAGUGGUACAGAGAGAAUUUUCACAACUGGAAGAAUGCGGAGAAGGCACUCGAGCCCUUCCCAGUACAGCCAGCGGUUGUAUAGUCAGGACGGUGUUCGGAAAAAGAAGGACAUGAUCCUACCUCAGCAAG
Elephantulus edwardii (Cape elephant shrew) is the source of this 1125-nucleotide messenger RNA. RefSeq names its product TDP-glucose 4,6-dehydratase (gene TGDS). Gene Ontology annotation, biological process: nucleotide-sugar metabolic process. NCBI's taxonomy places the organism in Eukaryota, Metazoa, Chordata, Mammalia, Macroscelidea, Macroscelididae. Bases 11 to 1078 code for a protein of 355 amino acids. Gene Ontology annotation, molecular function: dTDP-glucose 4,6-dehydratase activity. The transcript has 12 exons. The record is from RefSeq and is a predicted model, not a curated record.